Nerophis ophidion (straightnose pipefish) is the source of this 1429-nucleotide messenger RNA. RefSeq names its product corticotropin releasing hormone binding protein (gene crhbp). The transcript has 7 exons. Gene Ontology annotation, molecular function: corticotropin-releasing hormone binding. Bases 131 to 1099 code for a protein of 322 amino acids. The record is from RefSeq and is a predicted model, not a curated record. Lineage: Eukaryota; Metazoa; Chordata; Actinopteri; Syngnathiformes; Syngnathidae. Gene Ontology annotation, biological process: hormone-mediated signaling pathway; negative regulation of corticotropin-releasing hormone receptor activity; negative regulation of corticotropin secretion.
GUGUCACUCCUGGCCCUCGUCACAACUACGCCAUCAGUGGGGGGCUCAGGGGUGUCCCAUAUGUGUCAGGUGGUCCUCGAAGAACUUAUAAAAGCUCCUCCCCGACUCGCUGCGCCUUGGACUCGCAGACAUGGAGCGCACCUUCCGGCAGCAGGUCUUCAUCCUGCUCUUGAGUCUGAGCGUCCUCAAGGGAGACUGCAGAUACUUUGAGGACAACGACAUCCUGAAGGAUGAGCUGUAUUCCUUUUUCAACUCGGAGCUGCUCAGGGAAACGCCAGCGGAGUUCGUCAUGUACCGGAGACCCCUACGUUGUCUGGACAUGGUGUCCGUGGAGGGUCGCUUCACCUUCACGGCGGAGCAGCCCCAGCUCAGCUGCGCGGCCUUCUUCAUGGCGCAGCCCCACCAGGUCAUCAGCGUGGAGUACGACAGCGUGGACAUCGACUGCCAGGGUGGAGACUUCAUCACGGUGUUUGACGGCUGGGUGAUGAAGGGGGAGAAGUUCCCCAGCUCCCAGGACCACGCGCUGGCCCCGCACGAGCGCUACGUGGGCUUUUGUGACUCCGCCUCCGCCGGGAGAAGCGUGCGCUCGUCGCAAAACGUGGCCAUGGUCUUCUUCCGCCUGCACAGCGCCGGCAGCGGCUUCACCCUGACGGUCAGGAAACUGACCAACCCCUUCCCCUGCAAUGUCCUCUCCCAGUCACCAGAGGGCAGUUACACCAUGGUGAUCCCCCAGCAGCACAGGAACUGCAGCUUCUCCAUCAUCUACCCUGUGGAGGUCCACGUCUCGGAAUUCACCCUGGGGCUCCGCAGCAACUUCCCAAAGAGGUCCAUGAUGGGAUGUGCGUCCCAAUCAGGAGAUUUUGUGCAACUGCUGGGAGGAAACGGUCUGGACACAACCAAGCUGACUCCCGUCACGGACUUAUGUGUCACCUCUACUGGCCCCACCCGCGUGAAGGUGGGCUGCGACAACACAGUGGUGCGGAUGGUGUCCAGCGGCAGGUUCGUCAACCGAGUGUCCUUCAGCUACCGCCUGCUGGACAGCCAGGAGAUGCAGCAGCUGAAAGUCAACAACGUGGAGGACUUUUGUUUCAGCGCCUGAGGGCCGAGCAUCAAUGUCAACACAACCCAGAGACCGGCUCCGAUUCUCUCUGUUCUAUAAACUGUGGCUUCCGUAGCUUUGCUUGGAUCUUUAUUGUGCGUUCGUGACCACCGGAGUGGUCGUGUGACAACAUGAGUGGAACACAUUGUCUGCUGUUACGUUCACACACACACACACACACACACACACACACACACACACACACACACACACACACACACACACACACACACAUACACACACACACACACACCACCCAUUGCAAUUUGUAUACACAACUUUUUUGUAAUAAAAAAGACACUGCAUGACCAAGCAUUCCGUGGAGUCGUC